Molecule: messenger RNA, 7455 nt
Organism: Thrips palmi
Lineage: Eukaryota; Metazoa; Arthropoda; Insecta; Thysanoptera; Thripidae
Gene: unk
Product: RING finger protein unkempt
Exons: 14
Coding region: 100-2490 (796 amino acids)
Molecular function (GO): metal ion binding
Source: RefSeq, a predicted model, not a curated record
CUUUCGCAGUCACGUGACUGUUGCAGCCAAUCGCAGCGCAGGCGUUCUACAGCGUACCCUGCGCGGAAGAAAUGCGCAAAUGUUCAGUAACUUUACAAAAUGCCGUCGGAGGCGAAACCUUUGUUGACAGCUCAGACAGAAAAGCCGAACCACUACUCGUAUUUGAAGGAAUUUCGCGUCGAGCAAUGCCCCCUCUUUCUGCAGCAUAAAUGUACACAACAUAGACCGUAUACAUGUUUUCACUGGCAUUUCAUGAACCAGAGGCGUCGCCGCCCGGUUAGGAAGAGAGAUGGUGCCUUUAAUUACAGUGCAGAUAAUUAUUGUACCAAGUUUGAUGAAACAACAGGAUUGUGUCCAGAAGGGGACGACUGCCCUUAUCUGCACCGAACUGCUGGUGACACUGAACGAAGAUAUCACUUGAGAUAUUACAAAACCUGUAUGUGUGUGCAUGAUACUGAUUCACGCGGAUUUUGUGUGAAAAAUGGCCCUCAUUGUGCCUUUGCUCAUGGAACGCAUGACAUUAGACCUCCUGUCUAUGAUAUCAAAGAAAUUCAGGCGGCAGAGAACCCUGAUGGAGACCCAAAUUCGACAUCAAAUGGUCCCAAUGCCCUGGAUAAGGAAAGAAAUCUAAUGAAUGAAGAUCCUAAAUGGCAAGAUACAAAUUAUGUGCUUGCUAAUUAUAAGACAGAGCAAUGCAAGCGCCCACCGCGUUUAUGUCGUCAAGGUUAUGCAUGUCCCCAAUAUCAUAAUUCUCGAGAUAAAAGGAGGAGCCCAAGAAAAUUUAAAUACAGGUCAACACCUUGCCCUAGUGUAAAACAUGGUGAUGAAUGGGGUGAACCUUCAAAUUGUGAAAGCGGCGAUGCUUGCCAGUACUGCCACACUAGAACAGAGCAGCAGUUUCAUCCAGAGAUUUACAAGUCAACUAAGUGCAAUGAUGUGCAACAAGCUGGCUACUGCCCUCGUGGGGUGUUCUGCGCCUUUGCACAUGUCGAUCAAGAAAUGAGCAUUGCUCGCGAUAUUGUCGCCCCACAUGAUUCAGGAACUAAUUUGGCUGAAAUAUUAUCAUCAGCGUUGCCUGCUGUAGAGAACAACAAACAAAAUAAUAAUAAGCAGGAGAAAGGAAGUGACUCGUCUGCUGGUAGUGGUGAAGUGUCUGAAUCUGCUUCUACAAGCAGUCUAUGCUCCAACAGUUCUCACAGCAAAGCCCCUGGUGCUCAACUUGCACACAAUCGCAUUGAAAAUAACCACCUUUACACUCAGAGCAAUGGGCCUGACAUCUUAAAUGGGGGUUUGGGGCGCAAUCCCUUGAUGUCUCUGGAUAAUGAUGGAGUAAUGGAAUCUGAAAAGAACCAGCGCAAACAAAAUCUUUACAUGAACUUUAAUCAAAACUCUAACUCCCUAGUUAACUCACUAGGCCUGGCUAUGUCUCCAAUGACAAAUUCUUUUUAUUCUGCCAAUGAUACCAUAGAGAGUGUUGUGGGGAAUGCCCUAGAUGAUUUGAAUUUAGAUGAUGCUCUCAAUCUAGCUGCCUCUAUGGAUCGUGACUUUGAGACUGAAUCACCAACCAUUAGCAAUUCAAUCUCAGCUGGUCUAGCAAGCUCUGGAAUAUUGAGUGGCUCUGCACCCGUGAACAUUCCAGGUAGCACAUUGAAUGAUCGUGCCAAUUGUUUGGGAAACUUCUCUCCAUCCACUUCAUCUCCUCUGCAUCAUCUUGGGUCUGGAUUUUUGUCAGCAUCGCGGUAUUCUCAUCAGGAUUCCUUAGAUUCCAACCCAGCAUUUUUGAAUCACCAUCAAACUCAUCCUCUACAGCUGAGCAGCAGUGGUUCAAAAAUGGGGAGUAAUCACUUUCCAAUUGGUGGGGGAAGUGGUAGUAAUAUGGGAGGUUUAGGCUUUGAAUUCAACAAUCUUUCUCCUGGUGGAAGGACACAUGCCAAUCAUAUUAUGAACAACUUUCCUAUCAGCCCAUCCUUAGCUAACAACUCAUAUAACAAAUUAAGAGAAGAACUGACCACUAGUAGAUCUAAAAUGGCCUCUUGGGAUGAAGGAAUAGCCCAAGCCAGAAAAGCUUGUGAAGCGUGGCAAAGAGAAGCUGAAGAUGCCAAUACAAAAGCCAAUAUAGCAGAAAGACAAAGAGAUGAGGCAAUGACACAAGUCAAGCUUUUGCAAGGAGAAUUAGAAAUGCGCCAGGGUGGGCCUUUUAUUCAUGCUUUGCAUAGAGUCUCAGAAUUACGCACUCUAUCAUUGCCAUCUUUAAAAAAUCUACAAGCGCAGUUAAAAUCUGAUUUGGAAGAAAUUGAAAAGGUUCUAUAUCAACAAACCGCAUCUAAGUGUAUGGUGUGUGAAGAGCAGGAGCGUAGUGUAACUUUGAGCCCAUGUAAUCAUCUUGCAUUAUGUGCUAUGUGUGCUCCUAAGCAAAAAGAGUGUCCUUAUUGCCAGAUACCAAUAGCACAUACUACUCAUUCUACGCCCACUACUACUGUAGCUAUGUAGACAUAGGUAACGCCAUCACAAGACUUUAAAUCAUAAGCCCCAUCAUCAGAUCUAGCUAUUAUAUAUCUCUCUCUUUGGUAGCUGUUUCUUUAUAAACAAACACUUUAUUCGUUGGACACAUUUGGGAAUGGGUUUGAUUGUCUUAGGGCUAAGUUUUGUAUGAAGCUCGUAAGUAUGGCAAUAUAUUUCUCUGAGGUGAUUGGCUUAGCAGACUAUGAUUUUAACAGUUUUAUAUCUUAAUGGAAGAUUUUUACAGCCCUUUUAGCUAUUUCAUUUUUUCCCCCCUUAUUGUUUUGCCUGAGAAAUAGAAGUUAUGGGAUAGUGUGUUUCAAGCUUUAAAACAACAAUUGUAAAGACCAGCAUUAGCCAUCCUGACCAAGAAUGUCUACGGCUCUAUCUGUGCAAGCUUGUUAACAUUGGAAGAUAAAAAGACCAAUUAUCAGUUUCCUUGUUGUUGUGCGAUACCCAAUGUGCUUGAACUUCAUUCUCUAGAAAAUGCAUUUAAUUUAGCAACAGUCCUCAAUGCGCUGAAUGUGAUCUGGAGUCUUGCAACUUUGAAUUUAUUUCUGUUUAGAGGAUGUGCUCAUGUACAGAGGGUAAGCAGUCUGUUUCAUGUCAAGGCCUGUAGCACAUUCUUGCCAAGAAUUUCGCAAGGUGAGUCCAUAGUCUUGUGAAGAUUAGUCUGCCAAAAGCGAAUUCUCCCCAGACAAGUUUGAAGCUUGUAGCUGCUUUCACCUUGCGCAGUUCCGUAAGGAUGUUCUUCUUCAUUUAUAAUCUGCAUAAUUAAUUUUAAUAACUCUAGAAGCUCUCAGCUUUAAAUAUGAUGGAUUUUGAAAGUCACUACCUUUGUUCUCAUGCACACGAGGAAACAUUGUUAUUUACUCUAGGAAAAACAUUUCUUGUAGAAUUGUAUGAUAUAUUCUUACACUCCAGAUUUACAGAUUGUUAUAAUUUUAACUCCCUUUUUUUAGAAUUUGUGUAAUUACAAGGUGGGCCAAUCAAUUGUUACUUUUCAAUUUGUGGAAUAUGUCUUUAUAUUUUAGAAACGAAUUCAUGUUGCAAACCUUAUCAGUAAAACUAGUCUGGUUGCAGAAGGAAACUUGGUGAGACACGUUGCUAGAGACCUCAUUGUGGACAGCUUUUUUUUUCUGUGUCUUAAGUAUUGGUUGAAUUUCUACUUCAGAUUAUAUUUCAUGCUCUUUGCCCCAAGUUUAAUGAAUUUGUAUGUUUGUAUUAAAUUGGGAUUUUCUUUCAGAGCACAGUGAAACCGCUUAAUUUCAAUCAAUUUUUCUCAGGUGUAGGUUCAAAAAAAUUCUGUUUGUUGAUGAAGGGAACAUUAAAAUUCCCUUUUGUGGUUUUCUUUUUUUGUAAGCUUGGUUUUUGUCUUAGGUAUCUCAUUCUCUUAAUUUUCUGUGAGGCGGCACUGCCUCAGAGGAUUGAUUGUUUGUCCACAGUACAUGGACAAGCUUAAAGCUUCAAAGCAGCUUCUGGCAAAGCACUGGGCUUCAUUUGAUUAACUGAGUUUAUAUGAGUGUUGCUCACACUUGUAUCCCAAAGAGGCAUAUUGUUAUUUAGUUUCUGUUCAAUUUCUUUUCUUGUUUUUUUUUUUACCAUUAUUGCUCCUUUGUUCACAUUAUGCUCUUUCAAUUGUAUUUCUUAACACGUUUCUCAGUCAAUAGCAUUUUAGCUAUUUUGACCUUUAGGGUAGUUUAUCUUAAUUUACUUUCAUAACAGCAAAAAAAAUCUAUAGCAAACACCACACUAGUGUUAAUUGAUCUGGUAGUGCAGAUGUUUAUUUUUUAUUGAAUCUGAUUACAGCAUAGAUCAAAGUAUUAUUAAAGAGGAACAUUUGCUGAGUGAAAAUCAUUGUUUUAGACAUGUAUUUAUUAAUGUAUGGCUACAGAUGAGUCUUACUUUCUCAAGCAAUAUCAUAGGUUUAAUAUUUAUAUGUGGUCAGUGUUGAUAUGUUAUGAAAAUAUAACAGUGUGGAAAAGUUUACAUUGUGUGCAAAUUGUAUGCUUUUUAAUCUGUAUGCAACCACUGAAAAGGGGAACUGAAGCUCGUUUCUUACUGUAACUAUUCUCACCCAAAAUGAUAAAAAAAUACCCUAUAUGAUACUGUUAUGAUACUGUUGCCAUGUUUUAAGACAAGAAGCUUUUUGUAUCUUGAACUGUUCAUGCUAUUCAUGAGUGGCUGUAACUUCCUGAGCAAAAUACUGUAAUACAAAUAUUGUAUUCAUUGAUGGCAAUGGAUCAGAAAGACUGUUUAUGACGUAAGUUUCAGGAGCUCUUGAUUUGACUUAGCUGGCAAUAAUUUUAUUGUGAUUGUUUGUUAUUGUCACUUUCAUAUUCUCUGAAACAUGGACAUAAUUGUACUGAUUGAAUCCUAAAAUUUACUGACACCAAAUUUUUCCUCAUGCUGCUUUGUAGAGAUGGCUCACAUCCUUGCAGUUACUCCCUUUUUUUGGUAACUGCCUUGAGGUGAGCCAUGACGUUGACGUUAUUGCUUAACUAAUUUAUUGAAGAGCAAGGCCUUCCUCUGAUCCAAAAGCUUAGGACCUUUUUAUACUAUCAAUGAAUUUCUUGACCUUGUAAGACUCAAAUGCCAAUAUGACACAUUUGCUAUGUUCGAAAAUUAUUAGUCUUUAGAUAGCUUUGAUAAUAAUGUUCUGUAUUUACUUCAUCCAAGUGUUUUUGUGAGAAAGAAUGUUUUGUCAACCAUGAUUCUGCAUUGAAUGUACCCGAAUUGUCUAAUAUUCAGAGCACAUCAGUGUUUUCGUUAUUUUGUCAAUCUUCAUCAAGCUUGAUUGCUGUGCUUUACACUGCUGUUUGUUGCUGCAUAACAUGCUAGGUGCCUAUUUUAAUUUAUCUGUUGCUAGUUUAAAGGAAUCCCAUUUCCUUGUUAUACGUAUGCACAUUAUGAACUUGCCAUGUUAACGUUGAUUUGUGCGUCUGUUCCCUCCUCCGCUCUCCCCCUUCAGUAUAAAUCUGUAUUUACCUCUUCUGCCCCAUGUAUUACCUGUUAAUAACUGACGCGGCCUUCUUUUUAGAAUCUAAUGUGAUAAAUGGGAUUUAUCAUGCAACAAUCUGUGCCGUUGUUCUCACUGCCACUUAUCUGUACCUUUAUGUUCGGUUUCCCAACGUUUGUACAACAUGGGGCUCUCAAUACUUCAUUACUACAUGCUACUGUAAGCUUGUUGUGGCCUUAGCAUUUCAUUCAAGUCAUCUGAUGGUAUCUUUCAUGGUGUUAAUCAAUCAUAAUUUUAUCUGUCUGUUCUGUGGAGUUUUUUCUUUCUUCAUGUUUGAGAACUCUCAUAGCUUCAUAGCUCUCUGCAGCUUUGCCAUUCUUCUCAAUAUUUUGCUGGUGAGAAAUGCAACAAGCCAUUACAAAUGCCUCACACAAAAUCUGGAUUAUGGAGAACAUAUCAAAAUGUGUUGACACACCUGAUGAAGCUUGAUUUAAAACUGAAGCUAGCUUUUUUGGUUGGAUCCUGUCUUGCUCUGUUUUUUUCUUAUUUCUUUUAUUAUUUAAAUUGAAAACUGAAUUAUUUAUUUGUUUGUUUGUUUGUACCUACUAAGAGAGGUGUUCAGAAUUUGUUCUUAAUUCAACUGUGCAUGGUAGUUCAACUUCUAAUUUUCCUUGGUUUUCCUUAGCAAGAUGUUGCCUGUGAUUUGCGAGUUUCUUCCUCCAGUCAAUUUCUUUUUGUGAAAUAAGGGGUUUGGAAGGUCUGAUAAUUUUUGUUUUCAUCCUGUUGUUCACAAAGUAAUUUUCUUAUUUAAAGGGUAUGCUUUCAACUAGAACAACUAAGGUCCAGUAAACUUCAUUAAGUAACACUAUAUUCCCAAGGAAUGAAUUAAGGGUGGUAUAUUCUUCAUUCAUUUCUUCCUGGCUCCUUGCUUCAAAUUCUGCACACUUCUCUUAAAUUCCGGUAAAAUUAGUGAGUCAUUGUUUCAUUUUCAUGUGAUUUUAAGAACGAGCAUAUUAGCUUAUAAUGUUUGAAUGAAAGUACUCAAAUACCUUUACUUUGACCUUUAUAUAAAUUGUGCUAAGAUAAUAGGCCUACAUACUUUUAGCAUUGAGUGUGUCUUUGUCCUAAUGUAAUGACACAGGUUCUAGGCAGUUAAUCAGUGGCUGCUUUUGCAUAUGUUUUCCUUGGUUGAAUUUUUUGAAACGCCAAGACUGCUACUUUGAUCAAUUUGUAUUGAAGCAUUGGUUCUUGUAAUAAUGAAUUUGACCAAUGCUCUUAAAUUUCUGUACUGCAAAUGUAUAUUGCAUUUUAAUCAAUCCUCUUUUAUUGUGCAUUAUUGCGACCUUAUUUAUUUCUUAGAGAGAAAGUCUCACUUGAAAUUUGGUGGCUGUGGUCCUGCUACUUUAUAGUACAUUCCUGAGAUGAAAACUUAUUAUUGUAAAAACGGAUUAACAUGAAAUAUCUAAAAGCAGAGCAGGAACAUGGUGCCAUGUGGUUUUCAGAAUUUAUCUUUUUUGUGUGUGUGUGCAUUUAUCAAUGAAAUUUGAUAUAUUUCAAUUCAUUUGUAGUAGUGGCACAUUUAAAGCAGUCACAUAUAUUUCCAGUAGCAAAGCUUUGGCAUAAAUGCAUAGACUUGCAGGUAACAUGACUUUGCUGCAAGGGGAACAGAAAAUGAUAUUGCUUGUGAUUUUCUAUAUUAUUUACAGCCUCUUACUAUUUGAGAGUUCCAUGAUUUGUCUUUGGUAAGGCAGUAGGUUGAUGUAAUCUAUUUUUCCAUAUGUGUGACAUUUUCAAAUGUAAUAAAACGCGACAAAGCCUUGUUAUUAGGAACAAAUUCCAUAAUUUAUAAUUAUUGCUUUGAAAAUUUUCUGUGUUUUUCUUUGCUUUGCACAAGCAGGAAUGAAGAGAAUAUCUUUAACAUUAAAUGUAUAAUUAUAUAUUUUUAAUUUAGUUGUACCUUUGUUUGGAUUAAACCCGAACAGACUUGACAGCAGAAA